Microbotryum saponariae is the source of this 1071-nucleotide messenger RNA. The record is from the annotation of a GenBank genome assembly. NCBI's taxonomy places the organism in Eukaryota, Fungi, Basidiomycota, Microbotryomycetes, Microbotryales, Microbotryaceae.
AUGGACACGUCGUCAACCCUCGCGACGAGCGCCACCCCGACAAUUCCCGCCGAACAGCUUGCCGCACUUACAUCGCUGCUGUCGGGACUCACCGCUGCCGCUUCCGGCACUACCGCACCCGCCACGACAUCCGGCUCCAAUCGCAAUGCCUUCCCGAAGCAUGCGCGGUUGGACGGGCCGAAGACGUUCGCGAACUGGACACGCCAGCUUCGCCUGUGCCUAGCGGACGACAUCCGCUCCUACGUCCUCGACGGAAUCACCCCCGACGAUUGGACGCCUUCGCAACGCUCCGCCCGCGACGUCGUGGCACGCGAGAUCCUUGCAAACUCAAUCGACUCGGCCGAAGUCUCGGCAGUCCUCGACAAGAUCCCUACGGCCGACCUCACAGCGCCCAAGAUUUACUCGACGCUGAAAUCGCGAUACGCCCCUGAUGACGCCACUCGCACGCUCGAGCUCUUCUCGCGACUCUGGGGCUUCCGACCCAUGCCCGGAACGGUUGGCGAAUUUGACAGUUGGAUCAUGGACUUCAAGUCGGUCGCGCAAGAGAUCAUCGAUACGAAAACGACGAUCAACGACGUCCUUGCCACACUCCUCCUCGCGAUCGCCCACCCGUCACUCGAGAGCUUCAAGGCAACGUUCACCGACGAACAACGCACGCAACGAACUCUCCCUGACAUCGAUUCAGUGGCCGACCGUAUGCGAGUUCAACUCCGGUCAACGAACCUCUCCAACGAUCAAUCGGCCCUCCUUGCCUCGUCGUCGCCACGUUCUACCCGUACCAAGUGCCUCGCCUGUCGCAGCCCUUCUCACCGCGUCGCACAAUGCCCUACAAGGGCCCAGCAUCCACCGCCAGGCCCGUGUCGCUCCUGCAAGAAGAAGGACCACUGGUCUUUCGACUGCAAAAAGGCUCUUGAGGACGGGAAAACGCCCGACACCUCUGAUGCGCAACACCAUGUCGGAUGUCUCGCCACCGGUCUUCUCGCACAUCGUCGUCAGCUUCGCAACAACUCCUUCGUCGUCGACUCGGGUGCCACUUCGUAUUCAAUCAACUCUACUACGUCAGCGAUGUAG